Molecule: messenger RNA, 1467 nt
Organism: Brassica oleracea var. oleracea
Lineage: Eukaryota; Viridiplantae; Streptophyta; Magnoliopsida; Brassicales; Brassicaceae
Product: 3-hydroxybenzoate 6-hydroxylase 1
Exons: 5
Coding region: 109-1305 (398 amino acids)
Molecular function (GO): FAD binding
Source: RefSeq, a predicted model, not a curated record
UUCUCUCUCAUUUAGUAGUUACUAGUAUAAACAAAUCACUAUAGAUACGCAUCAAUUCAGACAAGUUAUAAUAAGUACUCAAAGUAAACUCCAGAUCUGAAAACAAAAAUGGAAGAAAUCGGAAUAGUUAUUGUCGGCGGCGGAAUCGCUGGUCUCGCCACUUCGCUUGCUCUUCAUAGGAAAGGAAUAAAGAGUGUUGUGUUGGAGAGAGCCGAGAAAGUGAGGUCGGAAGGAGCUGGAAUUGGAACUCUUACUAAUGGUUGGAGAGCUCUUGAUCAGCUUGGCGUCUCUGAUCGUCUUCGUCUCACGUCUAAUCUUAUUCACAAAGCACGGACCAUGUUGAUUGAGGAUGGGAAGAAAAAACGAGAAUUCGUUUUAAACAUCAAAGACGAAGCUCGUUGUAUUAGAAGGAACGAUCUGGUUGAUGCCUUAGCCGAUGCUCUCCCUGAUGGAACCAUCCGGUUGAAUUCCCAAAUUGUUUCGAUCCAAGAGGACGAAAUUACGUCGUUUCCAAUCGUUCACUUGUCCAAUGGCAAUACGAUCAAAGCCAAGGUCUUGAUUGGAUGUGAUGGUGCAAAUUCCAUCGUCAGUGACUAUCUCCGGUUAGGCCCUAUAAAGGCAUUUGCUUGUCGUGCGGUGAGAGGGUUCACUAAUUACCCAAACGGCCAUGGAUUUCCACAUGAGCUUUUAAGGAUGAAAACAGGAAACGUUUUAGUGGGAAGACUCCCUUUGAACGAUAACCAAGUCUUUUGGUUUGUAGUGCAUAUGCAAGACAGUCAACACAACGGUAAGGAUCAAAAAUCGAUCGCAAAUGUGACUCUAAAAUGGGUCGAUAAGUUAUCCGAAGACUGGAAAGAAAUGGUGAAAAGAUGCGAUGUGGAGUCAUUAACGUUGACACACUUAAGGUACCGUUCCCCGUGGGAAAUCAUGUUCGGGAAAUUUCGACGUGGGACCGUGACUGUAGCUGGCGAUGCAAUGCACGUUAUGGGUCCAUUCCUCGGACAAGGAGGCUCGGCUGCGCUAGAGGAUGCGGUUGUUCUGGCUAGAUGUCUAGCUAGGAAAUUGGGUCCGGACCAUGGAGACUUGUUAAAGGAUUGUUCGGUGAAAAGCAUUGGAGAAGCUAUUGAUGAAUAUGUGAGUGAACGUAGGAUGAGACUAGUCGGGCUUUCGACGCAGACGUAUUUGACGGGACGGUCACUACAAACGCAGUCAAUGGUCGUCAGGAUCAUGUUUAUUGUGCUGUUGGUGCUGUUGUUUGGGCGUGAUCAGAUUCAUCAUACUAAAUACGAUUGCGGCCGACUCUAAAAACUUGAUGGACACUUUAUGACUAGUUUUAUAGUGUGAGGUUUUGUGCUUUAAUUAUCGUUUUAAGUCUGUACUGAAUACGACUGCGGCCGACUCUAGAAACUUUGUCAUCUAACUCGUUGGAUUUCUCUUCUUUUUAAAAACCUAUAAUUUCAAAUUUUA